AUGAGUAAGACUACUAAAGAACAAUCUGCUACCGAAAAGGACAAAUUGUCCCAAUCCGAACAACAUUAUUUCAGUUCCUAUGAUCAUUUUGGGAUCCACGAAGAAAUGUUACAGGACACAGUCCGUACAUUAUCUUACAGAAAUGCCAUAGUACAAAACAAAGAUAUGUUUAAGGAUAAAAUUGUUUUGGAUGUUGGUUGUGGUACUGGUAUCCUUUCAAUGUUUGCCGCUAAAAAUGGUGCUAAGCAUGUUAUCGGUGUCGAUAUGUCCAGUAUCAUUGAAAUGGCUCAAAACAUCGUUGACAUUAAUGGGUUUUCUGACAAGAUUACUCUUUUACGUGGUAAAUUAGAAGAUAUAGUUUUACCUUAUAAACAGGUUGACAUCAUUGUCUCUGAAUGGAUGGGUUAUUUCUUAUUAUAUGAAUCCAUGUUAGAUACUGUCUUAUAUGCUCGUGACCACUAUUUGGCUCCAGGAGGUCUUAUCUUCCCAGAUAAAUGUUCCAUUCAUUUGGCUGGGUUGGAAGAUUCCCAAUAUAAACAUCAAAAGUUGGAUUACUGGCAAGAUGUCUAUGGUUUCGACUAUACUCCAUUCAUCCCAUUGGUUAUAAAGGAGCCAAUUGUCGAUACUGUUGAUAGCAAUCUGGUUAACACAACAAGGACUAAAAUCAUUGAUUUCGAUUUAAAUACGGUCACUUUGGAUGACUUGAAAUUUAAUGUUCCAUUCAAAUUGCAAGCAAAGAGACAAGACACUAUCAAUGGUAUCAUCGCUUGGUUUGAUAACGUCUUCCCUGCACCAAAGGGUAAAAAACCAAUAGAGUUCUCUACUGGACCUUAUGCUCCUUACACACAUUGGAAACAAACCGUCUUCUAUUUGGAAGAUGAUUUGGAAUGUGAAAAGGGUGAUAUCUUGGAAGGUACUUUAUCAUGUGGUCCAAAUUCUAGAAACAACAGAGACCUUGAUGUUAAAAUCAAAUACAAUUUCAAGGCCGAAGGUGUUGAUGGUAAAGAAAGAUCAGUUAAGAAUGAAAAUGAAUACUUAAUGCAUUGA
Messenger RNA from Maudiozyma barnettii, 1047 nucleotides. It is a transcript of the gene HMT1, whose product is annotated as protein-arginine omega-N methyltransferase HMT1. The transcript has a single exon. Bases 1 to 1047 code for a protein of 348 amino acids. Gene Ontology annotation, molecular function: protein-arginine N-methyltransferase activity. Lineage: Eukaryota; Fungi; Ascomycota; Saccharomycetes; Saccharomycetales; Saccharomycetaceae. Gene Ontology annotation, biological process: peptidyl-arginine methylation. The record is from RefSeq and is a predicted model, not a curated record. Gene Ontology annotation, cellular component: nucleus.